Messenger RNA from Pistacia vera, 441 nucleotides. RefSeq lists its product as uncharacterized. The record is from RefSeq and is a predicted model, not a curated record. NCBI's taxonomy places the organism in Eukaryota, Viridiplantae, Streptophyta, Magnoliopsida, Sapindales, Anacardiaceae. The coding region runs from base 1 to 441 and encodes 146 amino acids. The transcript has a single exon.
AUGCCUCAAAUCUCCAGUCCUACACUGCCAGCUUGUCCUCUUGCAGUUGAUCUCACUCUAUCACAAUUUUCUGACAUCCCCACUACUUCCAAACCUGCCAUAAAUACACAUCCUAUGCAAACUAGAACUAAAGCAAGUGCCUACAAACCAAUUACUUUCACUAAAACAGGUGCUCCUAAAACCACUACUCUUCUCAUCACUGGAAAAUCUCUUGUCCAUUCUGAACCCUCUUCAGCAAGAGAAGCUCUUGCUAGUGACCAUUGGAAAGAGGCAAUGCAACUUGAGUAUGAUACCCUUGAAAAGAACAAUACAUGGAUCAUGGUUCCUUUCUCUUCCGACAUGCAUAUAGUGGGAAACAAAUGGGUUUUUAGGACACAAUAUCAUGCUGAUGGUUCAUUGCAGAAGUACAAAGCCAAGCUUGUUGCUAAGGGCUUUCAAUAA